This is a messenger RNA of Pelecanus crispus (Dalmatian pelican), 1209 nucleotides long. The record is from RefSeq and is a predicted model, not a curated record. NCBI's taxonomy places the organism in Eukaryota, Metazoa, Chordata, Aves, Pelecaniformes, Pelecanidae.
AUGCUCCCUGGUGGGAACAGGUUUUCAGCUCCAGCAGUAACAUCUGAAGGUCCAUUCCCACUGGGACCUUUCCCUAGGCACAUCUGGAUCCACAACAACACUCCCCAGGAUGGUUUGGACGAGGCCUGCCACGAGAUCUGGAAACGCGUUCAACGACUCUCUGAAGAGCUGCAGCCCCCAUCGUUGGUGCCACCGCUGCCGUAUGCUCUCUGCUCAGACCUGUCAGGAACCCUUCAAAGAGACAGCAUCAACUCCCAGAGCAACAACUACUUGCUAGAUGAACCAGACGGACUCGAAAGUAUAUACAGAGCAAUGAUUGGAAACAAAGAGAGGGAGAUGAAAUUAAGAGCUCUCUGUGACACUCAGCUUUCUGCUAAACCCAUUAUCACCAGCCUUCUGUGUUCAGCAAAAUCCCACAAGAAUUCCAAGGGGCUGGAGGAUGGCAGCGUGACAGGCACUCACAACGCAGAGGGCAGCAAGCUAGAGGUGCCAUUUCUACCGAAAUACACAGACACUGCCAAAGGUGCAGGCAAUGAGGUAAUGGCUGAGGAAACAAAGGUAGUGAAGGAGUUCAUACAGAACAGCAUGUUCAGCUCUGCCAUGAGUAGUACAGCUGUGUCACCACCACCAACAGCAGAAAGUCAAGCCACAGGACAGAAGCAGCAGCUCCCACCAUUUGCCAAGAUUUACUCCAAAACCGACUCCGAUGCAGUCACAAAUAAUCCAGUAACUACUGCAACAUGGGAUAAAAAACAUGUUAAAUACAAUCCAAGUACUUCAGGCUUUACUACUACUUCAGUGACCACACCAUUAAAUCAGCCAGUGUGGCAGAGUCUGAGCUUCCCUCCACUUCCCAUCUUUCCCAACCACUCAAACUUUCCACAGUUUCAGGGUCCGUAUCAUCAGAGAGCAAUGAUCCCCUAUCAGCCAGCUCUGCACCCUUCCUUUGGAUGCUAUUCAAGACAGGUAGCUCCACACAGCCCACAGCAGAUUUUCCAGCCACCUUACCCUCCGAUGUUAAACUACAUCACCCUGGUUCAGCCUGGUUACCCAUACCAGCACAGUACCCCACCUACACUAUCCAGCAACAUCCAGGAUCUAAUGGCAGGCGAUGGGAUCCAGUAUCCAUUCUCUCCUUCCUAUGGGUUUGGUUCUACACCUGGAGGAGCUGUGACAACUAACCUCAACUACUUUUCCAGUGAGAGCUAU